Messenger RNA from Culicoides brevitarsis, 1435 nucleotides. It is a transcript of the gene Nadk2, whose product is annotated as NAD kinase 2, mitochondrial. Gene Ontology annotation, cellular component: mitochondrion. The transcript is spliced from 5 exons. Bases 134 to 1435 code for a protein of 433 amino acids. Gene Ontology annotation, molecular function: NAD+ kinase activity. The record is from RefSeq and is a predicted model, not a curated record. Gene Ontology annotation, biological process: NAD+ metabolic process. Lineage: Eukaryota; Metazoa; Arthropoda; Insecta; Diptera; Ceratopogonidae.
GGCAGUUCAUUCAGUACGAAGAGAUAAGACGAGACGUGAUGUUGAUUGUAAAUACGCGAAACUAGUCAAAAAAAAAAAGAGUGUGAAGAAAAUUCAAGUAAAUUGCCGUAUAAAUGUGAAAAAUUCGAUCUAAAUGAUUAAAACAAAUGGAAUAAUUCGCAAACUAGCAGGAUGCAAAAAGCCACUCGAGACGACGUUUUUCAAAGCGGGCUUCUGCACGGGCACGACACCGACAUCGUCAACGAGUCUAAAUGAGGCACCGGUAUCGAAAUUUCGACCCAAAAAGGCACUGGUUGUGAGCAAAUUGACGAAAUACGAGUUCGAACAGAUGCGCCAUCCGAUAAUGAACGAAGAAGAGUUGGAAAAAUUCCUGCGGAAUCGCGGCACGGACUACGAGGCGAUGUUGUAUUACCAUAAUUUGCACAAAAACAUCGAAUUUGAGGUGGCGAAGGAGUUUAAGGAUCAAGGAGUUGACGUAAAAGUGGUGAAUCGCUUAAAUAUUUGUCCGGAUAAUCAUCUCAAGUGGGCAGAUAUCAUCGUUCCCGUCGGCGGUGAUGGCACAUUUCUUCUGGCAGCGGGUCGAGCAAGUCCAUUCUUUACGGAACGCAAACAUACGCCCGUCAUGGGGUUCAAUAGUGAUCCGAAACGCAGCGAGGGACGACUUAUGCUGCCGAAACAGUACUCGACAAACAUCCCGGAUGCCGUAAAGCGAAUUCUCACGGGAGAUUUCAAGUGGAUGCAUCGUUCUCGUAUCCGAAUUACGCUCCUCGGUAACAAUGCAAACAUUCCCUAUCCCAUAGAUAUGCACGAGUACAAUGUAGGACCCGUGGAUCACAAAGACGUCUUUAUCGAUAGUCCUCCGGUGCUGCAUAAGAUGAACGAAGCGCAUCACAAAGAGACGAAACGGAUGUUGCCGUAUCUGGCAUUGAAUGAGGUUUUUAUUGGUGAAACGGUGUCAGCUAGAGUCUCACAUCUCCAUUUGCGCAUCGAUAACGCCGAAAACGUCACAAAAACGAAAAGUUCAGGACUUUGCGUUUCAACGGGGACUGGAUCGACGUCCUGGCAUACGAGCAUCAAUCGCCUUUCAACAAAAAACGUACAAGAAUUACUGGACAUUCUCAAAAAACAGGCAAGCAUCCUCAAUGGAGUCGAUCCCUCGAAAAUUGCCGAUGAGUUUAACAAUAAUUUGGUUUUUCCGCCAGACGAUCCUCGCCUUUGUUACUCCAUCCGUGAGCAAAUUUGCGUGGGAGUUUGGCCAAAUCCGAAAGGUUUGGAGUCCCGUGGCUUCGCAAAGACCUUUUUUGUCAAGUCUCGGUGCAUUGAUGCCAGUCUCGUAAUCGAUGGAAGCAUCGCGUAUCCAUUUAACGAUGGUACGCGAGCUCUUUUAGAAAUUCAUCCGGGAGAUGCCUUACUAACAGUUAACUUGAAUGAGUGA